This is a messenger RNA of Anolis sagrei ordinatus, 892 nucleotides long. RefSeq names its product small integral membrane protein 20 (gene SMIM20). The record is from RefSeq and is a predicted model, not a curated record. NCBI's taxonomy places the organism in Eukaryota, Metazoa, Chordata, Lepidosauria, Squamata, Anolidae. Gene Ontology annotation, cellular component: mitochondrial inner membrane. Gene Ontology annotation, biological process: mitochondrial respiratory chain complex IV assembly.
UGUCCCGGAAGCGGAAAGAAGGCUCCUGUGGAGUGGCGCGGGGCUCUUUGCAGAAGCCUGCUCUUGCGUGGAUGGCGCGCCUGCCUCGCACCCUCCUGGUCUUCGGGGGCUUCGUGGGCCUGGUGGGGGCGGCCCUGUACCCCAUCUACUUCCGGCCCCUGAUGCACCUGGAGGACUACAAAAAGGAGCAAGCAGUAAACCGAGCUGGUAUUAUUCAAGAAGAUGUUCAACCUCCAGGAUUAAAAGUAUGGUCUGAUCCAUUUGGAAGAAAGUAAAGAUCUUUUUGAACGCCAUCUUGAGAAUGGGUAUAUUGCCCCUCUUCAGUCUGUGGAGCUUCGGGUUUUUCAGUAAAUGAAGAUAAUACUGAAGAGGGACUUCGUAUGUUGGGUUGUUCUGUUUAGUAUCAGUCUGUCUAGAGGGAGGAGCAGUUGGGUUAAAGGUAUUAUGUGUCAGUGAUCCCGUAGUAAUGUAACAAAGCUGCACUUCAUGUUUCCGUUGAACAAAUAGAAUAAUGACCUUUUUCUUCAGUAGGGAAGUUGGAGGGAAUUGUUUUGGUGAACAUAGAUGAGACAUGAUCAGGGAAUAGAUUAUGCAACUGAUAUUUCUAUACAUUUCUCUAAAUGUGCACUGAAAAAUGAAAUAUUUGUAAAAUAGAAAACGAGUACUGGAAAUCUGAAGAGCAAUGCCUCUGUAUAUCUGUAAAUUAUGCCUUGAUUCAAACAGAAAUUUGUAGUGUGUAUAAUAAUAAUAAUAAUAAUAAUAAUAAUAAUAAUAAUAAUAAUUCUCUUGUGCUGCAAAAGGAGGUUUACCUGUAAUAAUGAUUUGUGUUUGUAUACAUAUACACACACGACAGUGCAAGUCUUCAGAAUAAAGGCUUUCCUGUUUUAAAGAA